Messenger RNA from Cottoperca gobio, 3989 nucleotides. RefSeq names its product phosphodiesterase 7A (gene pde7a). Bases 909 to 2438 code for a protein of 509 amino acids. Gene Ontology annotation, molecular function: 3',5'-cyclic-nucleotide phosphodiesterase activity. NCBI's taxonomy places the organism in Eukaryota, Metazoa, Chordata, Actinopteri, Perciformes, Bovichtidae. Gene Ontology annotation, biological process: signal transduction. The record is from RefSeq and is a predicted model, not a curated record. The transcript is spliced from 12 exons.
UGGCAGGUGGUGUGUGCUUUUAAACCAUACAGUAGGGGUAAUGUUUAGGACGAUAGGUAGGUCGUUAUAGGGAAAUAAACACACUUUGGGAUGUUAAUUUGUCGUCUUCUGUUUGAUAGUGUUGUGUUACGUGCCAUCACGUUUCCUUUAAACCCAGCGGACUCGCAGAGAUUAGCGUCGGGGUUCCCCUCUCUGAGCACAGACACUUUGUGCUUCACGGUCAGCGGUGAAUAAGAACAACUGCUCCUUCAUCAUGCAGCUUCUGCAAAACCCCACGGAGAAGCCCAACAUGUUGAUUAUAUGUCGCCUCCGGUGUAAGUGAACGAGCGAACGACCUCCGGGCCACGACUGACACGGGCUCACAUCCUGCAGCUGCCUCACCUCAUCCGCCGGUGCUGCACACAAUAUGUUGUGUUGAUGACAUUUUUUUUUUUUUUUUUUGGAAGUGGUCGUGCCUUUUUGUUUUCAUUUGGUGAUAUGCGGAUCCGCGAGCGCCACGCAACGCGUUUCUUUCUGCUUUGAAAAUGAGGAAGCGUUUCCAUAAAGACCCAGUGAAUGGCAAGAAGGUCUCGUCGUCCGUGGGCCCGGAUCUGAGUAAAAUGAGAAGGAAAUGCAACAGCAGCAUGAAAAUUGUCCUACAAAAUGACACGAAAGGAGGUGAAACUGUGGCGGUAGAGAAGAUGCAGCAUCAAUGAAGGCGAUCUGGACAAGUUUAGAGUCGCUCAUAAUGAACAGAAAUACUUUGCAGCUCGAUAGCACAUCGUUUCCACAAUAUUGAGAUAUUUCUUUCGGCUUUGGGAGAUUUUCUAAUUCACCAGUGUUCUGUUUUCGCAUUGCAUUUGUUAUCUAUUUGAUUUGUUUUUGGUUUUUUUUAAUACUUUUGAUCCGGAUCCAGCCCUGACUAUUCAAUGGAAGUAUGUUAUCAGCUGCCGGUUUUGCCUUUAGACAGGCCGGUUCCCAAGCAUGUCCUCAGCCGGAGGGGAGCCAUUAGUUUCAGCUCCAGCUCUUCUCUCUUCGGGGCUCCUGAUCCAAGACAGCUGUCACAGAGACGAGGGGCCAUCUCCUACGACAGCUCCGACCAGACAGCACUUUACAUUCGUAUGCUAGGAGAUGUGAGAGUGAGAAGUCAGGUUGGAUUUGAACCGGAACGAAGAAGCUCCCACCCGUACCUGUGCAUCGACUUCAGAACUCUUCACACACGGCUGGGCUAUGGGUCCAUGUCAGCGAGCUCUUCUCCUGAGAGGAGGGUCCACAGACUGCUCAGCUUCCAGAGGUACCUGCACUCGUCCCGCCUGCUGCGGGGCAUCCCCCAGCAGAUCCCCCUCCACAUCCUGGAUGAAGACUACACUGGACAGGCCAGAUGCAUGCUGGAAAAAGUCGGGAACUGGAAUUUCGACAUCUUCCUCUUCGAUAGGUUGACAAACGGAAACAGCCUGAUCAGCCUGACCCUCCACCUGCUCAACCAGUAUGGCCUGGUGGAGCUCUUCCAGCUGGACAUAGUCAAACUGUGGAGGUUCCUGGUCAUGGUCCAGGAGGACUACCACAGCGACAACCCCUACCACAACGCUGUCCACGCUGCAGACGUCACACAGGCCAUGUACUGCUACAUGCGGGAGCCCUUGCUUGCCAAGUCUCUGACCUCCUGUGACAUCAUACUGGGAAUCCUCGCAGCCGCCACACAUGACCUGGACCAUCCUGGGGUCAACCAGCCUUUCCUCAUCAAGACUGACCACUAUCUAGCGACACUCUACAGGAAUACCUCAGUUCUGGAAAACCACCACUGGAAGUCAGCGGUGGGCCUGCUCCGAGAGACGGGGCUGUUCUCCCACCUGCCUGCCGAGGACAGCCUGAAGAUGGAGAGGGAGUUAGGCUCCUUAAUCCUGGCCACCGACAUCAGCAGACAGAAUGAGUACCUGUCCAGGUUCCGCAGACACCUGGACCAGGAGAACCUGAGCUUGAGCAACGGCAGCCACCGUCACUUCAUCCUGCAGAUGGCUCUGAAGUGUGCAGACAUCUGUAACCCCUGCAGACCCUGGGAGCUGAGCAAACAGUGGAGUGAGAAAGUGACCCAGGAGUUCUUCCAACAAGGAGACAUUGAGAAGAAGCACAAGCUUGAAGUCAGCCCAGUUUGUGACCGAGAGAUGAACACAGUUGGCAACAUUCAGAUGGGCUUCAUGACGUACGUGGCGGAGCCGCUGUUUGCAGAGUGGACCCGCUUCUCCGACACCCGUCUGUCCCAGACCAUGCUGGGCCACAUGGGGCUGAACAAGGCCAGCUGGGGCAGCCUCCAGCAGGAACAGCCCCCCGUCUCCGUGAAAGCCGAGCCCAGCUCGCCCGGCACCGACGCAGAAGGCGGCGCCGCUGCCCGGAGAGACGGCAACACCGCUACAGGAGGAACCAGCUCCAAAGAAUUACCUCAGGGAAGCAGAGAAUCCUGACACUCCUCGUGUGCCCUUUCACCUCAACCUCCCGACCCCUGACCCUCACCACACACUGGGGGGCCGGGUGGGGCAUACAACUUCCUGCAGCCCUUCCGCUGCCCCACCUGAUCCUAACCCAUGUUUAUGUUUCGUUGCUUUUGCCUCCCAUCUUGAUAAACCACUGAUUUUAUUUAAUUUAUUUAAUUUUUAAUUCCUCUUUUUUCCUUUGCAUAGAGCAAUACAUAGAUACCUCAUUUGGCUACUGCUGUAUUUUCUUUUAUUUGCUUUGUUUUAUUUAUUUGUCCACUGUAGUUUUGGCAUUACUGACUGAACACACUUGUGUUUGUUGGUGAACCUUGAGGGGAAAGCAGAAGAAGAACUAAAGAACCUUUUGGUUCUGGUAUUUUUGAAGUGCCAUUUGAAAACAAAGAUUUGAAGAAUGAUCCGAGACGACUGGAGUAUCGAGACACGAGACCCUCCUGAGACUUUAAAGUAAUGCCGUGUUGCAUUCGUAUUGAAGAUUCUUCCUCAUCUUGAAAAUGUGACAAGCCCGGUCCGUUUGCUGCCUGUACGAAGACUGUUUACACGUCUCCUUCAUCGUCGUUUCGUUCUCUAAAACUGAAGUGAAUCAUGUCGGGUUUGCCUUGGAAGCACAGAGCCGCUCGUUUGAACUGUCAUCCCACUGUUGAAGCCAUGAGCAGAACCUUAUUCAAACACACCAGAUGCCAUAAGUAACUCCACCUGUGCUCGUGUCCUUGCACGCCCGAUUAACGACGGCGGUGGAUGUGCAGCUUCGACCCCGUGAAGGUGUUGUAGACAUUAGUCCUUUUCUGGUGACUCUUCCGGCGCUGGUUGAACUCGAGGGGGGGAAGGGUAGCUUCCCUCCCAGACUGGAGAUCAGUUACUCACUGCACAUGCAUCUCACCUGGAACUCCACGCAACUCGCUCAGGGUUUUGCCAGUCUCUUGUGAAGAGGGGAGAAGGGGACUGCGGAUGAUGCAGGAUUGUGUUUGUGUUCCUGGCUAGGAUCUACUGAAGGACGCUCUCCCUCUCCGCAGAAUGUCUCACAGCCACAUGCAACCUAAAAGGACUGCUCGAUCGAUGCCUUAUAACUAUGCACAAACUAUGCUAAGUGACCAAACCAGCUCCUGUUCCCAUCAAGUGCAUGGUGUGCUUGUCUUUUGAAUGCACUGUCCAAUCCCUUUUGCCUUGUUUGUUGUGAGGAACAACUCCAGCUGUCCUUCUUUUGUACGGAAAACAAAAUGGUCAAGUGACUUUGAACAUUCCAUUUCUUUGUUUGGUUCGUCGACUUUGAUUCUGUGUAGUGGCACAAAUUGUGUUUAAACAUUUUUGAAAGAUAACAGGUGCUUUUCUUACUUUAGCUGAUUUGUAUUCUUGCUGUAAGUGCUGUAAGACUGUUGAUAAAACUGUUUACAAUUUGUUGCGACAGCCAUCUUUGGGAAGACUUCAGUGUCGAGCCAGAUUUUGUAAAGGCUUUGCUGUAUUGACCUUUUUGAUACAUGCCUGUUGCAGUUACGAUUUGAAUAAUAAAACCUGUUGUUGACAAAU